Messenger RNA from Phyllostomus discolor (pale spear-nosed bat), 5953 nucleotides. Its product is annotated as zinc finger protein 814-like. The transcript has 3 exons. The record is from RefSeq and is a predicted model, not a curated record. NCBI's taxonomy places the organism in Eukaryota, Metazoa, Chordata, Mammalia, Chiroptera, Phyllostomidae. Gene Ontology annotation, molecular function: DNA-binding transcription factor activity, RNA polymerase II-specific; RNA polymerase II cis-regulatory region sequence-specific DNA binding. Gene Ontology annotation, biological process: regulation of DNA-templated transcription. Bases 1172 to 3904 code for a protein of 910 amino acids.
AGUAGAACUUGUAGAACUUGUCUACUGCUUCAGAAAUACCCAAAGCUGUAGAGAAUUGUUAGAGUUUAUGUGAGCCAAAAUGAUGACAUAUGCCUGGGAGAAAAAUCUAGUGCUUUUGAGAAUAAGUUUUGUACUUUUAUGCAGUUGAAGUUGAGGGUACAGAAGGACAACUGCAUGGAGUUUGGCAAAAGCUAAGUGUGAUGGGGAUUACAGGAUGGUUAAUAAAAUUGUGCACUCUCUUGAGGGUUCAUUGUCCCAUUGAAUGCUAUCAGCGGUACUUUUGGUAUUCUGAAGGAGUAUUAACCUACAGUCACAUUAAAAAGACAAGGCUGCCUUAGCACUUUUCCCUAAAGAAGUUUCAGGCCUGGCAUGUGACUCCCCACUAUGCCCUUCAGGGUUAGGAGUUUAUGAUCAGAUCGCCCUUUGAGGUUACUUUCCACACAAUCCCCGCUCCCUUUUGGGGAUGGUACUGCCUAUUUAAAGCUAUUCAGAAUAUACGUGGUCUUUCUUUCCAACCAUGGCUCAGUAUGGAGUCAUUUUCGUUGUUCUCGGUUAAUCAAAGCAAAAUACAAGUACACACUUAAGACUACACACAUUUGGAGGCAAUAACAACGUCCUGCUGUGCCUGGACUAUUUUGUAUGUGAGUAACUGGAAGGAUGUUUCCUUUUAGAUCAAGAGAUUUGAGAGCAUCUCAAAUAUUUUUCAUUCUGGGAGCAGGUUGAAAUUCAUGAAAGGAGGAGUUGUGUCUUCGGCUGUAGUUCACAAUGAGCAAAGGCUCUGAAAAUCGGUACAUCACCGAAGGAUCACUGCCUUACAACAUUCUUGUGGGCAAUGAUUGAGAACUUUUCUGCCGCUUCUUAAGGUCGGAGGAACUACAUUGCCCAGAAGUGCAUGCGCGAAGUUAAACCAAUGACGUACCAGACUGAAAGCAUUUCCUUGAGACUGACGUGGGGUGGGACUUCCCGUUCUCUCUCUUGGCGGCCAUACUUGCUCUGUGUGUGUGGAGUCGGGCCGUUGAAUCGUGUCGGUUUUGAGGUAAAUCCGAGAAAGAGCGACGGAGUCUUGGUCCUUGUCACACAGACUCGAGUUUGAAGUGCGCAGAGGACACCCAGGUGGCCGGUGCGAAGGCCGUCUCCUCGAACACAGAUCUCGUACCUCAGUCCCGAGUUGAUGGCUGUGGCCAGUGUGAGGCGCCCGGCUGAGGCCAGUGUGACCUUUGAGGAUGUUGCUGUGCACUUCUCCUGGGAUGAAUGGAGGCUACUUGAUGAGGCUCAGAGACGCCUGUACCUCUGUGUGAUGCUGGAGAACUUUUCACUUAUAUCCUCUCUGGGUUGCUGCUGUGGAAGAAAGGAUGUGGAGACACCCAUUGAACAGAAUGUUUCUGUACAAGUAUCACAAACCAAGAAUCCCAAGGCAACUUCAUCUUCCCAGAAGACUCACCCCUGUGCGAGUUGUGGGCCUGUCUUGAGAGACAUUUUCACCUUGGUAGAGCAGCAGGGCACACAACACAGCCUGACACUGCUGAGGUGUGGGGCAUGUGCAAAACGAUUUCAUUUCAGUGCAAAGUGUCAACAGUACCAGGAGCAGCAUAUGGGACAGAAACCCUUCAGUAGUACUCUGGGCAGGUCCUCAUUUGUGAAGAGCUGCAGAACCCACAUGUCAGAGAAUCCCUUUACCUGUGAUGAGGUUGAGAUUGACUUCCUGGCCAGCUCAGGUCCUCAGCAGGAGAAGGACACCCAUAAUGUGAAGGAGCCCAACAAAGACACCCAGUGGGAAGCAACGUUACAAAGCAGAAAAAGUCAUUACGCUUUGGAAGAAGGCAAGAAAGGCUUCAACCCCCAACACAUACUUGUGGACCAAGCAGUUCAUACUGGAAGACAGUGUUUUGUGUGCAAUGAUUGUGGAAAAACAUUCAGGUACAAAUCCUCAUUUAUCACACACUGCACAGAGCACACUGGAGAAAGUUUCCAUGUGGGUGGUGAAAGUGGAAAAUCAUUUGGUGAAGCCUUAACCCUCCGUGAGCAUCAAAAAAUUCAUACUGGAGCAAGGCAGUACAAGUGCAGCAAAUGUGGAAAAUCCUUAAGCCACAAAUAUUUCCACAUACCUCCCUCGGGACAGCACAAUGGAGAAAACAGUUUUGUGUGCAGUGAAUGUACACAACCUUUUAGUCAUAGUUCAGUGUUGAUUCCUUAUCAGAGAGUUCACACUGGAGAAAAGCCUUAUAAGUGUAAUGACUGUUCCAAAUCUUUUACCUCUGUUGCUGCUCUAAAUUAUCAUCAGAGCUCUCACACAGGAGACGGGCCUUAUGGUUGCCGUGAAUGUGGGAAAUCUUUUACAUCUACGUACACCCUGAAUAACCAUCAGAGAGUUCAUACAGGAGAAAGAGCUUAUAAGUGCAAUGAAUGUGGGAAAUCUUUUACCUCUACCUCAAGCCUCCGUUAUCACCACAGAGUGCAUACUGGAGAGAGACCAUAUGAAUGCAGUGAAUGUGGAAAAACCUUUAAGGAUAGGUCACAAUUUACUAAACACCAGAGAGUUCACACUGGAGAAAGGCCUUAUGAGUGCAGUGAAUGUAGAAAGUCUUUCACCAGUAGCAGUAGCCUUUCUUAUCAUCAGAGAGUUCAUACAGGAACAAAGCCUUACAAAUGUAGUCAGUGUGAAAAAUCCUUUGCCUCUGGUUCCACCCUGCGCUAUCAUCAGAGAAUUCACACGAGAGAAAGGCCUUAUGAGUGUGGUGAAUGUGGAAAAUCUUUUAUCUGUAGUUCCAAACUUCGUUAUCAUCAGCGAAUUCACACUGGAGAAAGGCCUUAUGAAUGUACGGAAUGCGGGAAGUCUUAUGCCCAUAGAAAUAACCUUCUUACACACCUGAUAGUUCACUCAGGGAGUAGUCCUUAUGAGUGCAGUGAGUGUGGAAAAUAUUUUACCUUUAGGUCUACCCUUCGUUACCAUCAUAGAAUUCACACUGGAGAAAAGCCUUAUGUGUGCAGUUUAUGUGGCAAAUCUUUUACUUCUAGCUCCACCCUUCGAUGCCAUGAGCGACGGCACCUUGGGCGAAGAACUCAUGAAUGCCAUGAAUGUGGGAAGUCUUUUACGUCUAGUUCUACCCUGAGUUACCAUCAGAGAAUUCAUACAGGAGAAAGACCUUAUAAGUGCAAUGAGUGUGGCAAAUCUUUUACCUUUAGCUCAAGCCUCCGUUAUCAUCACAGAAUGCAUACUGGAGAAAGACCGUAUAAAUGCAGUGAAUGUGGUAAAACCUUUAAAGAUAGUUCUCAAUUUGUUAAACACCAGAGAGGUCACACUGGACAGAGGCCUUAUGUGUGUAGUGAAUGUGGGAAAUCCUUUCAUAUCAAAUACUCCCUCUCAAUGCACCAGAAAAUUCAUAAUAGAGAAAGGUCUUACAAGUGCAGUGAAUGUGGUAAAUCUUUUACCUCUGCUCCCGGCCUUCGUUAUCAUCAGAGACUUCACAGGGGUGAAAAGCCGUAUCAGUGCAUUGAAUGUGGAAAAUCUUUUACUAGCAAGUCAUCACUUGUUAGACACCAGAGAGUUCACACUGGAGAAAGGCCUUAUGAGUGCACUGAAUGUGGCAAAUCUUUCACUUGUCGCUACUCCCUUCAAUGUCAUGAGCGAGUGCACCGUGGAGAAAGGCCUUAUGAGUGUGGCGAAUGUGGGAAAUCUUUUAUCAGUAGUUCCAACCUUCGUUAUCAUCAGCGAGUUCACACAAGAGACAGGCGUUAUGAGUGCAGUGAAUGUGGAAAGUCAUUUAAGGAUAGUUCCCAAUUCAGCAAACACCAGAGAGUUCACACUGAAAAAAGACCUUAUGAGUGCAGUGAAUGUGGGAAAUUUUUUAAGCGAAUAUCUACCCUGACUCAACAUCAGAGAGUUCACACUAGAGAAAAGCCUUAAAUGUGUUGUGAAUGUAUAAUUUUCUGUUCAGUGUAACAAACAGCCUUGGAGGAAACUCUAAGGAGCCAUCUGUCUGAAUCUAAGCUGUUACAUUUGAAUUGACCCAAUGAGGAGAUUCCUUCUAAAUUUCAUUCAUGUGGGAAAUGUGUGGAAAUGUAUUGUAAUUUCUUACUUGCUCAGGACUCUUUUUAGGUUUACGGUGCAAAUUGUGUGGGUGUAGCCUUUUCCACUUUACCACAGAGCAGAUUUACAAACUUUGCAAGAGUCCACACCCUAAUGUGCUCAGGGAAACUGACCUCUUGUCCUCACAUAUACUGUAGUAAAGUAGGAAUAAUGUGAGCACUUAGGUGUCAGCUUUCCCUUUAUGACUAAUCUCCAGUCGCAGGGGUUCAUUGGUCUUACGUGAUACUUUUGAUGACUUUUUCUAGCUAGCAGUUCAUAAAUCUAGGAAGUGCCUGUUGCACAUUGCUUUGGCUUGUGGAAUAAUUGAGGCCUUACUCUUGAUUUCACGCUAAUCUUUAUUUUUAAAAUCAAAAAGAUUUUAUUUUUAGCAAGGAGGAAGGAGGGAGAAAUAGAGGGAGAGAAACGUAGAUCAGUUGCUUCUCUCACAUCCCCAACUUGGGACCCAACCUGCAACCCAGGCAUAUGCCCUGAUCAGGAACUGCAGCAGCAUCCUUCUGGGCCAUAGGCCAGUGCUCAAUCUACUGAGGUACACCAGCCAGGGCUGUUUUUAAUUUUUAUUUGUUGAUUUUUAGAGAAGGGGGAGAGAGAAUUAUUGAUUUGUUGUUUCUUUAUUUAUGCAUUCAUUUGUUGAUUAUUUAUGUACCCAGACAAGGGUUUGAACCCACAACCUUGGCACAUUGGGGUGAUGCUCUAACUAACUGAGCUACCCUGCCAGCGCUCUCCUUUAAAAUUGGUUGUACUUUUUACUGUACAGGGUAGUUUAUAAACUGAUUUGGGCUCUACAAGCAUGAAGAGGUGAAUAUUUUCCGGGUCUCAAACAUUCUCUGCUUUUGGACAGACUGUUGUAGACAAUCGGUGGCAGAAAAUAACUGGCCAGUUUUGACCAAAUUUUUGUGGCUCUCCAAAGUUUCCUAGAAAGGAAUGAAGGGCUUUCUGGUUCUCAUUUGGAUAUUGUGAUUUAGGAGUCUCAGAGAUUACCCUGAGGAGGUGGCAGAUAUAAGACCCUCAGAUAGUUACGAGAGUAGCAUGAUUUUUCCUUUACCUGAAGCUGAUGGCACAGAUUGUAUCAGUGGGUCGUCGUCUUCUGGUAUACAGGAAGCGAAAUGCCCUGCUGUCCAUAUUUCAUUGGACUAGGGUCACUGAUGGAGAGACUGGGUUCAGGGAAGACCAUUGUUGGUGCAGAAACAGUGGCCCAUUACAGAUUGGAGAAACUGCAGCCAGCUCGAUGAAUGUGCCUCUUCUGCACAUGUACCCAGAAUUCUUUCUGGGACCCUGACUGCAUGAUCAGUCUGCACAUAUCUGAGUACUCCCAGGCAUGGUUAUUUUGUGUAGCUGAAUUUGGUCAUUUAAAAAAGACCAAUUGAGUUCUGGGGGGGUGUGGCUCAGUGCAUUGAGUGCUGGUCUGGGAACCAAAUAGUCGCAGGUUUGAUUCUCAGGGCAAAUGCCUGGUUUGCAGUUCAGGCCUCCAGUUGAGGCGUGCGAGAAUCUGAUCUUUCUGUUUUUUCCUCCGCUCCUCUCUCUCAAAAUAAAUAAAUUGGGUGGGAAGUGGGGAUGGGUGUGGCAAAGGAAAUUGGUAGUGGGUAAUGGAGAUAAUUGUAUUUGAACAACUAUAACAAUGAGUAAAAAAUAAAAAAUAUUUUAAAAAUAUUUUAAAAAAAGGUCAAGUUGGCCAUUGUAUCCAUGGGUUUCACAUCCUUGCAUUACACUAAUCAUGAGUGGAAAAUACUAAAAAAUAACUUACAUUUUUGCUCACGUGUACUAUGUACUUCUAGCUGUAUAUUGGUUGUGUGUUUUUGCCUGCUGAACAUGAAUAGUUUUUCUUCAUAUUUUGUAAAACUACAAUACAAAAAAGGUAUAUAAAAUUUA